This is a messenger RNA of Ciona intestinalis (vase tunicate), 1831 nucleotides long. The record is from RefSeq and is a predicted model, not a curated record. NCBI's taxonomy places the organism in Eukaryota, Metazoa, Chordata, Ascidiacea, Phlebobranchia, Cionidae.
UUUAGGUGAAAGAUAUCGUUCAGUUUUCUGGUGAAUCAUUCACAUAAAACUUUCCAUUAGAAGAUACGAACCAAAACUCCCAACCCAUGCCAUUGAACUUCGGUUAAGAGAAACUCCCUUGGAAGUCUGGCAUAUGACGUCACGUUUCCGUUUUCCUGUAUUGUCGAACAGUGUGCUGUGUGACGUAAUAAUCCAGCACACAGGUAGCAGGAUGGCACGGGUGGUGUUGGUGUUGCUGGCUUUGGUUUGGCAAAAUGUAAUUGCUGGAAGAGGUCCAACCACAAUAACUUUAUCUCCCACUGAUAUAAGAAAGAUUGUUUCCAUACAUAAUAAACUACGAAGGUCGUUGUCGUCGUCGAACAUGAGAUACAUGACAUGGGACGACGAACUAGCAAGAGGAGCCACCGAAUACGGAACGAAAUGUCAGUUCUCUCACAAUAGAGCUGGGUUCCACUCCAAGUUUAGAAACAGCAUAGGGGAAAACAUAUACGUGUCUCGCUCCCCGCUGUCGAGAUUCGACCCCGUUGCAGCAACACAGAUGUGGUUUGAUGAGAAAUCAGAUUUCGAUUACGCAACUUUAACGUGUGAAGCUAACAAGAAGUGUGGACACUAUACACAAGUAGCAUGGGCUGCGUCAUACAAGAUCGGUUGUUCGCUCACAAUGUGCGAUUACGUCAGUGAUUUUGAGCACGAGGAUUCACAUCUCUUUAUUUGUAAUUAUUCACCAGCGGGAAACGUAUAUAGUUCAGUGGAUGGCAAGCCUAAGAUGAUGACCCCGUUCUUGGUGGGAGGGGCGUGUUCUAAGUGUGAGGAUACAACGGAUACUUGCAACAAUAAACUGUGUGCAAACGCGCUCAGAGAUACAACCCAUCUUAACCUUCCCCCACAAAACCCCCCAACACUUGGUCCUUUAGAACCCCUGGCUCCAUUGUCACCUGAUAAAGUUGAGUGUGACGUCAUGCAGACGUCAUCAGGCAAGAGUUUGGUCGCAGCAGUGGUCAUAUUAUCCUUGUUCUUGGUUGCUCUCUUGUUUUACACAUUACGUCGUGAGAGGUCAAGGUUAAACACCAGACUUACUGUGAUGAACCCUAAAGCGUCCACGGCACAUACACGGUUCAGCAAUCAAAACACUCCUGUCCCAUCGAGACCUACGUCACCAAAACGUCAUUCCAUAAUUUCCAACAACAGUUUGAAUGUGAACAAACUGCAUGGCAACAGCAACUUAAGAAAAUCAUCGUCGCCUGCUAUCAUCGUGCAACGAAUGGAAGGGCGAAGGUUCCUACCUCCAAACACAUACAGUGCACCAACCACACCAUGCAGACCUAAACCACCUGUCCCACCAAAAUUUAUCAACCGAGUGUAAAGCAUACAAGUCACCCGCCUUGGAUUUGAAUCCAAGAUCUUUUUUUGCCAAAAUAUUAACGCCUUGAAUCCAAGGCUGUUGCUAAUAAUCAGUGUUUUAUUUCACAGUAUUUCAUAAUAUUUAUCUACUACGCCUCGUAAGUUGUUGUCCCGCCCCACGAGGAUAAAUAUGUAGACGCACAUUUACACUGCUAUUGACGAACGUUAACGUUCUUCAAGCCUCUAAUAGGAGCAAUAGCUGGACCAUUGGUUUAAGCUGUAAUUUGCCAAGUAUUAUGUAUUUUUUGUAAUACAUUUAGCAAUUUAACACGAAUGUGAUAGAUUGAAACGCUUACAAAGCAUAAUGAGCGUGUUUAGUAUUGGUUUUAAUCGAAAACGUGUUUUAUUGUUAUACCAUGCCUUUUUCCGUGUAUUAUUUUUUGUUACUGUAAUCCGAAACAAAUACAAGUUAAGCUAUGUUAACCAUUAA